Messenger RNA from Cladophialophora immunda, 1269 nucleotides. Its product is annotated as mitochondrial import inner membrane translocase subunit tim22. The record is from RefSeq and is a predicted model, not a curated record. Lineage: Eukaryota; Fungi; Ascomycota; Eurotiomycetes; Chaetothyriales; Herpotrichiellaceae. Gene Ontology annotation, biological process: protein insertion into mitochondrial inner membrane. The transcript has 2 exons. The coding region runs from base 342 to 773 and encodes 143 amino acids. Gene Ontology annotation, cellular component: TIM22 mitochondrial import inner membrane insertion complex. Gene Ontology annotation, molecular function: transmembrane protein transporter activity.
GCAAGCCAUUUGCCCGUAUGCGCCUCCAUUUCCUCUGCAUUUGCAUCCAGACCUCCCGCUCAGGCAACGACUGUUCCUCCCUGACCGCAUCCACUCCUUCCACAGUCCACCACCUCCUUCACGAUGGCGUUCCCAGGCGCAUUCGGCGGCCCAGGCAUGAGCGGCGGAGCAGCAGGAGGAAACGCAGGCAUGAGCGAGCAGGAACAGCAGAUGGUGAAGAUGGUAAGAAGCACGAACCCUCGACAAGAAUUUCGGAUGGCACAGGACGUGGAGCAUCCUGGGACUAUCGCCAUGAAUUGGCGCAAGAAGAUGUGAUCGCUAAUUGAACGGUAUAUGGACAGAUGCAAAAAGGCAUGGAGUCCUGCGUCGCAAAAUCAGCUCUAGCUGGUGGAAUGGGCUUCGUUCUCGGCGGCGCUUUUGGCCUAUUCAUGUCGAGUAUGGCAUACGACACUCCUCUAUCCCCGCAAGGCCAACAAAUCACCUCACUUCCUGUCCGCGAACAACUCCGGAGAGGCCUCAAAGACAUGGGCUCGAAAUCAUAUUCGUCUGCCAAGAACUUUGCGCUAAUUGGUGCACUCUACAGCGGCACGGAGUGCUGCAUAGAGGGUUUCCGAGCGAAGAGCGAUCUAAUGAACAGCGUCUCGGCUGGAUGUAUCACGGGCGGCAUAUUGGCGCACAAGGCAGGUCCGCAGGCUGCAGCGCUUGGGUGUGCCGGCUUCGCGGCGUUCAGCGCGGCGAUCGAUGCAUAUAUGCGGAUGCCGGAGAGCGACUGAUCGAGGGUGAGGAUAGACAAUGUUUCUGCUGAUUUGAAAGAGAAGGAUGUAUCAGAAUCGAGGAAGAGUUGGGUUUCUUGCAAUGCAUGCAUUCACAGGCGUUGGAAUCGGUCAUGAAAUGUACAGCAUGUACACCGCGGCUUCCCGUUGCGAUAUGACGCUGGGAUCUGUAUAGAGGGUCACAGGGGAGAGCGUUCAGCGAAGCAUUUGCAAGGCGUCAAGCGGGAUUUGUUACAACAAGAGGAAAGUCAACGAAGGACGCGUCUUCCAUCUUGACAGAGGAUUGCAACUGCCAGGAAAUGUCCGUAUAUUUGCGGCUGGCUGGGAUAGACGUUUGGAGCAGCAAUAUGGCGCUACUGGAACUGAUGUAUUGUCCCCGGCUACUGAUGGGGACGAAGACUGGCGGCGGUACGAUAGAUUUCUCUCCGCUUUGUAUAAGUUAUCAGAAUAUUAACAGUCGUCUCGACGUGUUGCAUAUGCAUAUAAAUAUUCAGGU